Molecule: messenger RNA, 1422 nt
Organism: Hyaena hyaena (striped hyena)
Lineage: Eukaryota; Metazoa; Chordata; Mammalia; Carnivora; Hyaenidae
Gene: GOLPH3L
Product: golgi phosphoprotein 3 like
Exons: 6
Coding region: 330-1184 (284 amino acids)
Biological process (GO): retrograde vesicle-mediated transport, Golgi to endoplasmic reticulum; Golgi to plasma membrane protein transport; Golgi organization
Cellular component (GO): cytosol; trans-Golgi network; Golgi cisterna
Molecular function (GO): phosphatidylinositol-4-phosphate binding
Source: RefSeq, a predicted model, not a curated record
CUGAGGAAGCUGAUGUGUUAUUCCUUCCCUGCAUCGAAGGAUCAGGAAGUUUGUGCUCUCUGCGUGGCUGAGAAGUUUUUCUACCUACUAGGAGGGGGGGGAAGAAGGGGAACAGGUGUCCCCCUAAAAUAGAGCGCAAGCUGCAGCCUGCGUCGGGCCGUAACCCAGGAGUAACGUCAGUUACAACGUUAAAGACAUUGUGCUAGUUGCUAUGGAGACUAUAAAAACCCAAGAAGACAAUAUCCCUGCCCUCAAGAAGUUUACAGUUGAGAGACAGCCAUACCAAAAGAAAGACUAUAAUAAAUACUGUAAAGGAUAAACAAGGGAGAAUGACGACCCUAACUCAUCGGGCCCGUCGCACCGAAGUAGGCAAGAACUCCGAAAAGAAGGUGGAAAGUGAGGAAGACACUCAUCAAGACAAGAGUCCAGACAAUGACUCUGGUGACUCUAAAGAUAUUCGCCUCACCCUUAUGGAAGAAGUAUUGCUCCUGGGACUAAAAGAUAAAGAGGGUUACACAUCUUUCUGGAAUGACUGCAUAUCAUCUGGCCUGCGAGGGGGCAUCCUGAUAGAGCUGGCCAUGCGGGGUCGAAUCUAUCUGGAACCCCCCACCAUGCGUAAGAAGCGACUACUGGACAGAAAGGUAUUGCUGAAGUCAGAUAGCCCAACAGGGGAUGUGUUACUGGACGAAACUCUCAAACACAUCAAAGCAACUGAACCCACAGAAACCGUCCAGACAUGGAUAGAGCUACUCACAGGCGAGACCUGGAACCCCUUCAAAUUACAGUACCAACUGAGAAAUGUCCGAGAGCGAAUUGCAAAGAACCUAGUUGAGAAGGGUAUUCUAACCACAGAGAAGCAGAAUUUCCUCCUGUUUGACAUGACCACUCAUCCAGUGACCAACACAACAGAGAAACAGCGACUGGUGAAAAAGCUUCAGGACAGCGUCCUGGAGCGGUGGGUGAAUGACCCCCAGCGUAUGGACAAACGAACACUAGCGCUCCUGGUGCUGGCCCACUCCUCUGACGUGCUGGAGAAUGUCUUCUCCUCUCUGACAGAUGACAGGUAUGAUGUGGCAAUGAAUCGAGCCAAGGACUUAGUUGAACUGGACCCCGAAGUGGAGGGGACAAAGCACAGUGCCACAGAGAUGAUCUGGGCUGUGCUGGCAGCCUUCAAUAAAUCCUAAAGCCAGUGGGCCGGUGUCGCCUUCUUCCCCUGCUGGCUAGUGACUGUCAGAGGCACCACGUGGAGUUUUGUGUGUCGAGAUGUCUUUCAUCGUUGUUUUUUUUCCUUCUCUUGAAUCAGACUUGUGAUUUGGGGAGAGCAACUUCAGGGCUUCUCCAUAAACCUUGGCCAUUGUGAGCAUACUUUAUUUCCCCCUAUAUUUCCACUGCAGAGGUGAAUAAACUAGGUGAAUCCACGCA